This is a messenger RNA of Argiope bruennichi, 6027 nucleotides long. RefSeq names its product proton channel OtopLc-like. The record is from RefSeq and is a predicted model, not a curated record. The coding region runs from base 1868 to 3721 and encodes 617 amino acids. Lineage: Eukaryota; Metazoa; Arthropoda; Arachnida; Araneae; Araneidae. The transcript has 7 exons. Gene Ontology annotation, cellular component: membrane. Gene Ontology annotation, molecular function: proton channel activity. Gene Ontology annotation, biological process: proton transmembrane transport.
ACAUCUUCCAGGAGCUGUGUCUUCCGCAAGCUGCAGAGAGAUACAUCGCUUCUGGAAGUCAUCCUGAGUGCUUACUGAUUUCACAGUGUCAAGAUAGAAUAGAAGAUUUCUUUCAAACUCGAUUUCAUAAGACAGUUCUAUCGCUAAAAAGUCUGAACCCGGAAUCUGCCUUAAAAGAUACUCUGCUGAGGUUCUCUCUUGCUGAUUUUACUUUUGACCUCAAGCUGAAAGGAUAAUGGAUUUCUGUCAAGUGUUGCGCCGUUUGCUUCCACAAAAUAUUUCUCUGAGAUGACACUGCAGAGAAGAUCUCGUUUCCAUCACGUUUGAAAUUCUUCAGAAUAUUUCAGCUGUAUGAACUCUGAGGAGUUUUUAAACAACAUUUUUAAGGCUGUCAGUUUUUGAUUUGCAUAUGGGUAAGAAUCAUAUAAUAAUCUGCGAAUUCAUUUUGUGAAUUGUUAUUGUUGCAUAUGCAAUUUAUCAAUUUGUUGCAUAUGCAAAACCCAGCGUGUUUCCCUUUGCGUAUAAAUUUUUUUUGGAAGAAGACUGUUGAACAUCAUCAGAAAGUAUCGGACUUUUUUUUUUUUCAAAAUGGAGAAUGCCAAAAUGCCCAGAAUUUUCCCACUACGAAAUUUCUUGAAUCUUAGGGUAAUUAUAUAUAUAUAUUUUCAAUUCUAGAUUAGGCAAUUCGGUCAAUCAUAUCAGAAGUUGAUCUUAAAAUCGUUUCUUAAUACUUACCUAAAAAUAUACUCAAAAGGCAACAUUAAUUCUCCAGGAAAGUUCGUUAUUGUUUUCUUAUAUAAGUCAGACGUAUAUUUUUUCAUCAUAAUAUUUGCUAUAUUCAGUAGGCCUAGCUAAUCUCUCUGAAGGAUAUUAUACAUCUUAUAUGUUUUUUUUAAAUUUUAUUUUGUAAACGUUUGCUAACUCGUUAAUGCCUUUACAAUUCAUCAUAAAUUAAAAGGGCGAAGUUUCGCUAUUGCAUUGAUAUAUACAGAUAAGACUAUUCAUCCGAUAGAAUUUCAUUGUUGCGUUUAGUUAAAAACUUACUUUAUAAUAUCUUUUUGGAUAAAAUGGAGAGUGGCAAUCAUCCAUCUUUGCACACUUUCUUUUAAAAGUAUUCAAAAGAACUCACUGUCUUGAGAAAGCUGUAACGUCAUCAGAUUGUAAGCUGCUCUACCACAAGAUUUCGAAAUUUGUGUGCUCUUUGUUUCGUUGUCAAUGAAAUUGGUGAUAGAAGACAAAAGGAAUUCAAUAGAAGAACAGCCAGAUCCGAGUCUUCUUUUCCCAUUCUAAUUAGAAGAGAAUUCAUUUCUUCUUAUGAAAAGCUAAAGGAUAAGAAAGACUAUGCUUGAUACGAAGGUCAACGGUUUUCAGAAUUUUUAAAUAAUUUCCAAAUGUGCUUUCAGUUCAACAGUUUUUCCCAACACAACUGGUUUAUGUAAAGAUCCAGUAUUUUUUCUAUAAUGUGUGACUAUUGGCUGAAAGAUUUUCAUCUCACUUGUGACGAGACUCCAACAGCUUUGUGGAAAUCUGAGUAGCUACAGAGGACAGACAGAGAAACAUAGACUACACUCCGCAUUCUUGGUUCAGGGCAAUAAUAUUUAGAGUUCUGCUUAUGCAACGGAUUCGAAAAUUGUGAACGUUUUCUUAGAAGUCAAAAUACUUUAUUCGUCGUUCCUGACAAAAAACAAGUCUUAAAAUUGCUGGAAUAAAUAUUAUUUCUAAAACAUGGCAUAGGAAAUUUUCCUCAGUAGCAACAGCGGCAGUUAAAGUGCGAAUUGUGCAAGAAACUCUGUACAGGCUUCAAUCCUCUCAAAAAUCGUCAUCACACCAUUUCCUAAGUGAAUGACUUAUUAACACUUUCAAGGUCAUGGUUCUUCUGACAUCCCCCGAUUACGAUCGAAUGGGUCCCAAAAACUUUCUGGGAGAUCCGGAAAAGGGCCCUGAAGCUCCCAGCACGCGUCCCGGUAGCUCCGUAUCUCAACAAAGGCCCCGGGGACUCUAUAUUCCGAACGAAGAGUUUCGUUCACGGUACUCGCACUAUUUGUCGUGUCGAGAAAUGUCUUCUGGCAAUACCUCGUCUCCAGGCAGGGGAACCCAGCAAUUCAUCCUGAUGAGUUCUAUCUAUGCCCAAUUGUUGGUGGUUAUCUGCGUCGUCUUCUUCACCUCCGAAAUCGUUACACCCCGAGUACCGCUCUUCUAUUUCGAGGGUUUUUAUGUGUUCCUCUACUCUGUGAGCCUUCUCUUUCUUCUGUAUGUCUACACCUACUUGUUGCGUGAGCCUGCCACUGCCAGGACCCCUCGCCGCCUUACCCUCAUCGAAGGACUCAAGAUGAGGAUGGGAGGUGAGAGGGUAACCAAAGCACCCGACGUCGACUCUCCGAACCCUGCCGCCUGUCCCCGGGCUAAGAAGCACCGGAUCUCAGAAAACGAUAGGAGCCAUGGUUCGCUCUUCCUCAGAAUCGGAGCUAUUGCUUUCGGCCUGGGCACCAUGGUGUACAACGGAUUGGAAUUCGGCUCUUUCUUCGAGAUUCCCUCCUCUUCUCCCUGCUACAGCAUCCUGCUUGGCAUCAAUCCUGUUCUGCAGAUGAUGUUCACCUUCGCCCAGAUGUACUUCAUCUUCGCCAACGCCAGGCUGAACAUUCACAAGUUCAAGGUGCUGGCACGGUUCGGCCUGAUGCAUGUCGUAGCCACCAACAUCUGCGUCUGGAUCCGUACGGUGGGCAAGGAGACCCUGCAGGAGAUCGUCAAACACCACCUGUCGCAAGAGAGGGGUCACCCUUCCAGUCUAGAAGAGCUCAUCUUACCCUUCAGAGAAAAUUAUAUCAAGAACAACAGUAAUCCUUGCCAGAAGCAGGAUAUCAUGGGCUCCAUCGUCUCGGACUCCUCACCCUUUCUCUUCCCCUUCAUCGUCGAGUACAGUCUGAUUGGAGCGGCCGUCCUCUACGUCAUGUGGAAGAACAUCGGUAAGGACCCCGUUUUCGCCGAGUCUUCAGAGGAUGGGCUUUCCAGGGCAUCCAGCGUCCAGACCCUUCCCAAGAUGAACUGUGCGGGCUCCUCCAAAGGUUUGUUCUUCGGUCUUCUCGUCUUAGUCAUCGCGACCAUCUGCCUCAUCGUAUUCUUCGUGCUGAUCGAGAACGAGCACUACAGCUUGCUGGCCAUUUUCCUCAGCGACGUCUCCCACUCUGCUAUCAUGGUUCUCACUCUCUUCACGAUCGGAAUAGGCUUCUUCAGGAUCCAGAGAUUGAAAUUCCAGGCAGACAGGACAGACCAUCUAAGGGACAUACUUCUGACGGUGGCUGCUUACGGCUUAUAUGUGUACGCCAUGUUUGGAAUCAUUGCGGGAACGCUAUCGCCGAAGGACUACGUACCGAACUUAUUAGUGAUGGUCACUAGUUGCUUGACUAUUGUACAAGUCACGCUGCAAUCGUUGUUUGUGGCCGAAAUUACCUGCAGGACCACUUAUCUGCCAGAACACGACCAAACUAAACCCGGAAGACAAGUGGUGGCUUUUCUUAUGAUGGGGAAUCUUACUUUAUGGAUUAUUUACACAUUUGAGAUGCAGAAAGCUGAAGCCAGUCCAGUACAACUGGGAUUCUAUGGCUUCAUGGCGUGGACUGUUAUUGUCAGAGCGACAUUACCUCUGAGCAUUUUCUACAGAUUCCAUUCUUCUAUCACAUUUGCAGAGGUCUGGAAGAAUUCUUACAAAAACGUGGCAGCUUAGACUCUUUGCUGACAAAGAAAAAUAACCAGAAGAGACUAGUAGAUUCAGUGACCUAAGAACAGUGCUUGUAGUGGCACGAGUUUUGCUUAGUACUGAGAUUCUGCUUACUAGAGAAUUCAAGCCGAGUUUCUUGAGACACUAGUUACAGAGUUCGGUGAUACUGGCCCAAACUUCCAGAAUUACCUGCACUUUGAAUUAAAUUUAAGCUUUUAGAAAUGUUCUAAUUUCUGUGAUACAUAAUCCAAAUUGAGUGGCACCCAAUUUUAUGGAAUCAAUUCAUGAGACGACUCAUUCGCAAGAUAAAAAUAGCUGCAUAUUUUAUAUAAUAUUACAAUGUAUGACCUCACGCAUCUGUCAUCUAGCAUUUUGCAUUAUAUGAUAUUGCUGUAUUUACAUUUUGCACAAAGUUAUUCAGUGUAAAAAUAAUGUUAUACAACAGAAAAUAUAUCAUUAAUGUUACAUACCGCAAAGGCAAGAUGGAUAAAACUUUCUAAAUUUGAAACGGCGUAGCGCAUUUUUGCCUAAUCAUUGGAGCAUGAAUUGAUUCCAUAUCCAACAACCAAAAUUUUAGUGAUAGUAGUAAUCUGUGAUAUAUUUGCACCUGAUGCCAUCAGUGAUCUUCUAAUUCCACUAGUCUUGCAUACGUAAAUUACAUAUUAGCGCAAAAUUCAUUGAAAAAAUGAAUCUGAUUUUUUUACAGUACCUCUUUAAGAUAAAGAUUUUACUGAACAUAAAUUUCUUUGUCAAUAUGAUUUUUUAAAAUAGUAUGAGUAAUGCCAAAAAAGGAUUGUUAAAUAGCAGAAAAUUUUAUAUUUUCUUCUAUAGUUUUUGUAGUUUGAGCGGUGCUAAAAAUGCAAAAUUAUACACAAAAUUAUUUAUCUUUAAUUAUUUAUCGCAUUCCUUUCAUAAAAUUUUAAAAAAGAUUAUUCCGAUAAGCGUCUCUCUACAUUAUCAUGAAGCAAGCAUUCCGGUACUGCUUAGACCAACUGCGUUUCGUAAUAUGUGAUCUUCAGGACAUUUAAAUGGUUUAAAAUAAACGCCAUUUUAUGAAAUCUGAUUUGUCCUGCCCUAUAAAGGUUCAACUUUCUACAAUUUUACAUUUUAGAAUCGUCUUGCUAGGAACCACCGAUAGUAUUUCACUAACUCAAGGCGAAGCAUACAAAGGUGCUGGUUCGUCUGAACGCAUCCUUUGUUUUCAUGAAUUUCAGUGUUGCCAGCUGUCGAGAAUUCAGGUUCAGUUACUGGUCUGGUCCUAAUUCUCCGUAGCAAGUCCCAAAUGCUAUCACAGCAGCAAUGCUUAGCAUUCUCUAUGACCGCUGUCUGUUACUUCAAAGCGUAACACUAACGUCUUAACACGCAUUUCCACAUAACAUUGAAAGAUAACUUAUUCUCUCGUAUAAACGAUUCAUUGAUGGAAUAUAUGUAAUUCCGUUCCCUAUUACAGUGGAAAAAAGUGGCUGUGCAAAUAACCCAUUGCACGUCUAUUAACACCUUGUUAUAAUGUAAUUUAUAAUUUUAUUUUUUAUUUGAUUCAUUCGAUUCAAAACAAAACAUUGCAUAUUAUUAUUUUAUUUAUUUGCGUACCAAUAGUUUUCGUUCGUAAAAUAUAUCUGCAUUUUGCGUACAGAGUGCUUUGGGUCAAUGAAUAAUUUUUAAGAGAUUUACAUGAAAACUUGAUUGCUAUGCAAUGCAUUCAAUUCAAAAACACCUAAUCAUCCAAAAAUUCGAAAACGAUUGACGGGAAACUGAUUUCUAAUGUUAUUAUGAAGUUUUUAAUCUGUGACAAGGUAUCCUGGUUUUUUUUAAUUAAUUUUUUCCCAAAAUUCUCAAUUUAAUUUCAAAAAAUUCUCAGAAUUUAAAAUCUCUUUUUAAAAAUUCUCUACAAUCCCAUUUUUCACCUGAAAGUAGGUAGCGCGAAGAUUAAGAAAAAAAGAGAAAGAGAAAUGAGUGCAUUUCUUAACAAAUGGAUUCUGAAGAAUUAGCUUUUCGAAUUUUUACUUAGAAUAAUAUUCCAGAGAAUAAUGGCGAAUCAAUAACAUAAUUCAAUUCAUGUCAUAUACCUAACUCCCAGUAACUAGAACUCCUGGGACUGAAACUGUCCUGUGAAUGUGUCUCAUGUUUACGGUCAUUGUAGAAAAACGGGUCGUAAGGGGUUCUCAUUCCGGUGCCUGCCAUAAAUAGUACUUCCAUACUCACGUUUAUUCGAUGUGAAAUAAGUAACUUAAAUUAUCAAAAUCAUCAACUGCAACUAUAGACGUAGUUCAAUAAACAAAUUGUGCGUAUUUAAUAUAAUUUUAUUGACCAAU